CUUGGCCUCCCAAAGUGCUGGGAUUACAGGCGUGAGGAAUUUACUAGAAUAAUAUAGUUUUAAACAUUUAAAAUUGAUGUACAUAUUACAUCAUCGGGAAUUAGAAGGAUUGAUAAAAUAAGAGGGGGAUGAAAAAUGUAAAAAAUAGAUACCAGUGUUUAAAUAUCUUGAUUUAUUCAUCAGAUAAAAAUUUCCAAUGGGCAAAUACUGGAGCGGCUGUGUUUGGAACACAGUCAGUCGGAACCCAGUCAAUUGGUAAAGUUGGUGAAGAUGAAGAUGGUAGUGAUGAAGAAGUAGUUCAUAAUGAAGAUAUCCAUUUUGAACCAAUAGUGUCACUACCAGAGGUAGAAGUAAAAUCUGGAGAAGAAGAUGAAGAAAUUUUGUUUAAAGAGAGAGCCAAACUUUAUAGAUGGGAUCGGGAUGUCAGUCAGUGGAAGGAACGUGGUGUUGGAGAUAUAAAGAUUCUUUGGCAUACAAUGAAGAACUAUUACCGGAUCCUUAUGAGAAGAGACCAGGUUUUUAAAGUGUGUGCAAACCACGUUAUUACUAAAACAAUGGAAUUAAAGCCCUUAAAUGUUUCAAACACACAUGGUUACUUAUUUUCCACCAUAGCCAAGGUCAUUAACAUAAUAUAA
Molecule: messenger RNA, 635 nt
Organism: Cercocebus atys (sooty mangabey)
Lineage: Eukaryota; Metazoa; Chordata; Mammalia; Primates; Cercopithecidae
Product: E3 SUMO-protein ligase RanBP2-like
Exons: 2
Coding region: 129-635 (168 amino acids)
Biological process (GO): intracellular transport
Cellular component (GO): nuclear pore; cytoplasm
Molecular function (GO): GTPase activator activity
Source: RefSeq, a predicted model, not a curated record